Molecule: messenger RNA, 722 nt
Organism: Scylla paramamosain (green mud crab)
Lineage: Eukaryota; Metazoa; Arthropoda; Malacostraca; Decapoda; Portunidae
Exons: 3
Coding region: 107-436 (109 amino acids)
Source: RefSeq, a predicted model, not a curated record
ACAGGUAUAUAAGCCAAGCGUUGUCCAGGUGUAUUCAGUCAACGUCAGGUGCUCUCAGCGUGACAAGUCCUUCACUGCUCCCCCGCGUCCUGUACACUACUCUAGGAUGGCUUUCAAGGCUCUGUUGACCGCAGCUCUGUUGGCCGCGAGUGAAGCCAAUUCGCCUGCUCUGCAAGAAGCCACAAGCAAUGAAGGUCGCUUCUUCAUCACGGGCACUGGCAACCCCAACCAGUCUGUAGUCGUGGGAAACGCCAGCCUCGUGCUGCUUGGCCUCCUGGUGGCGGUCAUCGUCGCAGCGCUUAUCGGCGCUGCCUUCUCGGGCCGCGGCAGGGAACUUAUUGGCCUGAAGACUCCGCAUUUUGGCUCAGCUUCGAAUUACGAGAGCUCCUACGCUGUCCACCGCGCCAUUGAGGAGAACGCCAGGAAGCACGAGUAGCUGUCCCCUGCACCACUACCACCGCUCCAUGGACGCCCCCUCAACACAGCCACCGCCGCCCCAUCACCCUCACAUCCUCCAUCCCGGACUAACCUUGGCAAUGCUGAUAUCGAAGUCAUAUUUUUCUCAUUUCGGUUUUUACUUCCUUGUCUCUACCGGUUCAUUUCCCUACCUCAAGGCGCGCCGGCUACCCGGGCGGGCUUCGGGCACAGAUGCCACCACCUUAGCACUCAUUAGAGACUAAUUUAUUGUUGCAUUGUUAAAUAGUGUAAAUAAAGAAACAAAA